This is a messenger RNA of Trichobilharzia regenti, 3633 nucleotides long. The record is from the annotation of a GenBank genome assembly. NCBI's taxonomy places the organism in Eukaryota, Metazoa, Platyhelminthes, Trematoda, Strigeidida, Schistosomatidae.
AUGCACCAGCAACGUACACAAGAUCAGGAUCUUUUAACAACUAGUGUUUGGAGAACAUUACCUACAGAAAUUAAAGUACAAUUAUUUCGUCCAAAUCGAUAUGUACUUCUUGAUAGUCGUGUUCAUUCAAUCACUGUUAAAAAUGUUACUUCUAAUCAAACCAGCAAAAAAAGUAAUAACAAUACCACAAAUGUAUUACAUCCUUUCAUAUAUUCUGAAAUUCCAAUGGAAAUCAAUCACUUGUACGCUGAUCAUGAUAAUACUCAGGAUAAAAAGUUUGGCGACGACGGCCUGACAGAAACAGGAACAACAACUGAGACUACCUCUUUACCUUCUCCACUCACUUCUCUAACAUCGAAUUCACUGUCAACGACAAAAGAUUUUGACAGUAUAUUCAACUUAAGCCAGUUCAGUGAUUAUGAGAAAACUUUCUCAUUGAAGUGUUUACAGUCGGCAGCGAAACCACCACAUGUGAUUUUAUUCAACGAUGGCUUAUUUAUUCGUUUAACGUCACAAUUCUCCUUCCGUUUUUGGCCAAUUGAAUUGAUUUGGAUUGAAAUGGAUGAAAAACUAAGUGAUUCUGAAUUUGAGCUUCGAACACCAGAAGGCGUCUAUAAGCUUGUAUCCUCACUAUGGCAUGCUGUUCUGUUGAAAACUAUCAAAUCGGUAUGCUCAAAUCGUGGUGAUUUAUUCGUUAGUCGAAAUGGGAUUAUAUCUCCUCAAGAUAAUACAGUAGAAUGUAAUUCUAUUCGUGAACGUCGCUGUUGCCUAUAUCAUUUAUUUCGAUCUGGCCCACUUGAAAGCUUCGCCUAUUAUGGUUCUUGGCUGAAUGGUAGACUGGAUGGAAGUGGUAAAAUGUGUUGGCCAGCAAAAAAUCUGCACUCCUUACACUCCUGUAAACAAUCAACAACACACUCGACUGAAACAAGUUCUUUAAUCUAUCAUCCACAGAAUAAUUACAAUGAUGAUAAUGAUUACUCGUCGGGACAACUACCGGAUUCAGUACGUUUAUUUCUCUCAUUAAUUGGUCCUUUGGAUAUUGGUGUAAAGAAUAUUGAGAAUGAAGUGAUAUCUAUAUUUUGUACAGGAGAAUUUCAAUCGAAUCAGCUUAAUGGAUUAGGUGAAUUGUGUAUUCAAACAGUUCAAGGUUCUAUCAAUGUUCGAGCUGAAUGGAAAAAUGGUCGACCACAUGGUAUAGGCUCUUUAAGAUGUAUAAAUGGUGAUAUUUAUACUGGUUGGUUUGUAAACGGUACUCGAGAGGGUCAUGGUUGUCAAGAGACUUUCCCACCUACUAACAAUAAUCAUAAUAAUCAACAAAGUGAAGCGAAAUGUGCAAAACGACAUGGGAAACCAAAUGAUUGGAGUACAGUUUAUCUUGGCAAUUGGCUUGCUGAUAAACAGGAAGGUUUCGGUAUACAGAAGGAUAUUACAACUAGUGAUGUGUACGCUGGUCAAUGGAUGAAAGGUGCUAUGUAUGGACGUGGAAUUAUGUACCAGUCGUCUGGAGUUUGCGUAGCUGGAGAAUUUCAGGCCAACGGAAUUAAUGGACAAGGUUUAUGUAUUACUCCUGAAGGGAAUAUUUAUACUGGUAUGCUUUCUAAAAAUCAUCCGAAGGGUAAGGCUAUCCUAAAGAUUUUGUCAUCUAAUCUCUUGUUGGUCGGAAAUUUCUCAGGUGCAUUGGCCAGUUCUCCGUCUAAAGACAACACUUUAUACUUUAAAGGCAGUAUAGUACCUGUUGACGGGAAAAUGAAUAAAUACAAGCGAAUAACCUCUGGUAGUUAUCAUCAUCGUUUACGCGUUCCAUUUCUAGUGCAAGAACGUGAAAAAAGCGGAGCCUGGAAGCAGUGUGAACGAAUUGAAACUGUGAUAAAUGAAAUAUCUAAUCAAGGCUUUGAAUCAUUGGUCAAUUCAACUCAUUGCAAUCAGUCAGUUGAUACAAAAACAUUAUCAAAUCAUGAUUAUAUUGAAUUGGCCAUAUUAAUCUCCUCCUAUACAGUUCCAUUUCAUUUGCGUUGGGAUAGUUUAUUCCGUAAUUGUGUCAUUAACACUAUGCUCUUAUUAAAUUCUACUUCAUCGUCAUGUUUGACAGACUAUGUGAACAGUUUGACAUCUCGUAUAUCCCUGGACAAUGCAUCUAAUGCAUCAUCGAAUGACGUAAUUAGUCCACAAAGCAAUAAAUAUCAUCAGCAUAUUGAACUAAUCAAUGAGUUAGCCAACUGGUGCUUGCCUACUAGUCUUGGAGGAUUAGCAGUAAACUCAAUUGAUGAAUUAUUGUGUAAUAUGCUGAAUGAACUACACUCAGAUGAAAUGCUGCAUACACUACAGCAGCCUGUAUUGAAAAUCCCUACAUCUUCACCUUUAUGGCUUAAAUACUUACGAUUAAUCAGUUCACUAUUGGCUGAUUGUUUUCAUAUAACUUGUACAAUAAACAGUAUAAAACAGUUAUCGUGUCAUCAUCAUCAUCAAUCAACUGAGGUGGAUCAAUUAUUCAAUUCCCCCUGUCCAAACUACUCAAUAAUACAUACACAACUUGUAUUAGCUCUUAGUGAAUAUGCUCAUCUUGUCGCUAGAUUAGCGCAUACUUUUGCUCAAGCUAUACAGCAGAAACUCAAUUCUUUAGCAUUUAUACCAGUGCAUCAAAUUGAUAAUGUCAAUCAUUUAUUUCAAGUUUGUGAAACAAAUGUUAGCUGUGAUUUAUUCACCCUCCCCAAUUUACUACAACACAUCGACAUGGCGAGUAAAGAUGACAAUGUUGAUGCUCGUGAUGGCCAAUUCUCAGUUUCAGACAUUGAUGACUGUUGUCAGUGUAAUGAAAAUGAUCGUAAAGAGAAGGAAGAAAUUGUAGCAGACGAAGAAGUAGAAGAAGGAAGAGGAGAGGAAAGUGUUUCUAUCAAAGGUAAAUGGCAAUCUCUUUGCAGUUUACCUGAAGUUCAACUCAGCGGAUCAAUCAGUUUAUUUGAAUUGGCUUGUGAUUGUCUCCUACCGAAUAUCUAUCCAACUUUAUUUGGAUUAUUUAAAGCACAAUACGCUAUGUUGGAUAAAUCCUAUUGGGUAUACCGUCAAGCUUUACAUUGUAAAUCUGACUUUGUGCUAUAUUCCUACCUUGAAUUAGACAAGAACUUAUGGUUGUGGCAUACUCCUUCAGUUUCUAACAAAUCGACGACACCAUUAUCCGAAGAAUUUUCCGCCUUUCAUCCAGCUGUAGAUAUUCUUCGUAGGAUUUGUGAUAAAACUACUGCAACUGAAAAGCUUCUAAUUAUUUAUCAGACAUUUGCUACUGUGGAUCAGAUUAUCAGUAAAAGUAAGCCUUGCCGGAAUCGUGUUCCAAUAUCGCUGGAUGAGGUGGGGAAUUGUAGAAAUCCAUCAAUAUGCUCAGUGGAUACUUUGUCUCACUUGCCUGGACUUGAUCAAUUAUUACCGAUUAUUCAAUUUGUUGUCAUCCGGGCUGGUGUUAUGUACCUGGGCGCUGAACUAGCGUAUAUUGAACAACUGGCACCGGAACGCUUAUCGCUUACUGGUGGUCUCUUACCCUAUCUAAUGACUACACUGCAAGCGUGUUAUGAUCAAAUUCUUCGAGAAGUGUUUAACAAUUUCAUAUUUGUCCUCUGCAAGGAGAAGAGUCUACAACGCUAA